AUGCAGAACUAUGUGAAGAGCUCUUGGGAUUUUUCCGAAUUGACUGCACUGAUAACUGAUGCUAUUGGCCGCUCUAGUAUGUCUUCUAAGAAGGACCUGAUGCCCAAGAGGGUUGGUGCACUAAGAACUUUAGAUUCUUUCUCUUUGGCUGAUGAUUUAUGUCAUUUACCACUCAUCCUUCUCGUCAUUCCAGUCACACUGAUACUGGUUCCUAUGCAGUUCAAUAUACAGGCACUGCAUUUGCCUAAGAUUCUUUUUCCAGCAGUUGCUCAGUGGGGUUGUUGUGGAGAAAUGUUUGCUUCCUUUGCUUGUCUAAGAUCAUGUAACCAAGGCAUUUGGGCUAAAUCUGGGGCUUAUGUCCUUUUGAGGUUUGCCAAUUUGUACCUCAAUUAUGGUGCAAUGUUUCACAGACUUGAAGGUCGGACAGUAUCGCCAACCCAAGGAGGCACUUCUUUGGCAACAACUGGAGUUGGCACAGGAUCACUGGAUGGUUCUGCAAAUGACACCCAAAUCUCGUCAUCCAGGCCAGCCCCUUAUGAUACUGAUCAGAGAAAUGGAGUUGAUUCUGAAGAUGAUAAACUUGGCUAUUCAGAGUCCUCUGAGAAAUCUUUGGCAACAAAGGUUGCAUAUGGACUAACUUAUGCGCAACCGCCUUCUGAAGAUGAAGAUGUCUGCCCUACUUGUCUUGAUGAGUACACUCCUGAAAAUCCUAAAAUCACCACACGAUGCUCUCACCACUUUCACCUUGGUUGUAUUUAUGAAUGGUUGGAAAGAAGUGAAAGUUGUCCAAUAUGUGGCAAGGUACGCUGA
Molecule: messenger RNA, 810 nt
Organism: Dovyalis caffra
Lineage: Eukaryota; Viridiplantae; Streptophyta; Magnoliopsida; Malpighiales; Salicaceae
Source: the annotation of a GenBank genome assembly